Messenger RNA from Mizuhopecten yessoensis (Yesso scallop), 1119 nucleotides. RefSeq names its product ras-related protein Rab-33B-like. Lineage: Eukaryota; Metazoa; Mollusca; Bivalvia; Pectinida; Pectinidae. The transcript is spliced from 2 exons. Gene Ontology annotation, molecular function: GTP binding; GTPase activity. Gene Ontology annotation, cellular component: Golgi apparatus; endosome. The record is from RefSeq and is a predicted model, not a curated record. Bases 199 to 951 code for a protein of 250 amino acids. Gene Ontology annotation, biological process: Rab protein signal transduction.
AUAUUCAAGCGUGUGUAUGACGAGGAUAUAUUUUCCAUCAAAACAAGUCGACAUUUUACAGCUGGUUCCCGAAAAUAUCACAUAUUUGUCCUCAAAAUGCUGACUUCACAAUGAUGACACCGUGUGAAAACUUGUUGUAGCGAUAUCUUUUGCAAAACUGAAAUUGUCUACGGAGGAUUUCAAUUUCAAAUAAGAAAGAUGGCAGAAGAACUCCCAAGAAAUCGCUCACAAUCCGAACAAAAAGAGGAACUCGAAUCGUCUGUUACCGUCAUAGAAAAGCAAGCACAAAGACGUAUAUUUAAGAUUAUAGUAAUCGGCGAUUCAAACGUUGGGAAAACUUGUCUGACAUACAGAUUUUGUAGUGGGAAAUUUCCUGACAAAACGGAAGCAACCAUUGGUGUCGAUUUUCGAGAAAGAACUAUUGAAAUCGACAAAGAACAAGUCAAGCUACAACUGUGGGACACAGCGGGCCAAGAGAGGUUCCGAAAGUCAAUGGUCCAGCAUUACUACAGGAAUGUACAUGCAGUUGUGUUUGUCUACGAUGUCACAAAGAUGAGCUCCUUUGAUAGCAUGCCUAGUUGGAUCGAGGAAUGUGACAGACACAACUUGAACAAAGACAUACCCAGGCUUCUUGUUGGAAACAAGUGUGACAUGAAACUGCGCAUUGCUGUAAACACAAACCUGGCCCAGAAGUUUGCUGACUCCCACAGCAUGCCACUAUUUGAAACAUCAGCCAAAGAUGACGAGCGUGCCAACCAUGUGGAUGCUAUUUUCAUGACGCUCGCUCAUAAGCUUAAGAGCAGUAAACCUUUAAUGUCUCCAUACAUCAGUGGUGAGCAUUCAGGCCUACCAAGUAAUGUUCAAGUUAUCUCCCUGGCAAAGAGUUCCCAGGGAAAGGGACUGCAAUCGAUGGGCGUAGAAAACGAGAAAAGGGAUUCUUGUGCUUGUUAAAUGAUCUCUUAUAUAAGGGUGAUUGCUUAUCUUACAUCUGUUUUUCUAAAAGCUUUUCAUCAGAUAAACUUAAACAGAAAAUAAUAUUAUUAGAUAUAACUUACAUUAAUUUUCGUUUAAUAGGUUUUUGUCUCUCAUUGUAAUUAAAUUCACCAGUACUUAAACUGU